Molecule: messenger RNA, 1986 nt
Organism: Spinacia oleracea (spinach)
Lineage: Eukaryota; Viridiplantae; Streptophyta; Magnoliopsida; Caryophyllales; Amaranthaceae
Product: protein NRT1/ PTR FAMILY 2.11
Exons: 4
Coding region: 123-1886 (587 amino acids)
Biological process (GO): transmembrane transport
Cellular component (GO): membrane
Molecular function (GO): transmembrane transporter activity
Source: RefSeq, a predicted model, not a curated record
CAUUUAUUCAUUCAUUCAUUCUUCCCAUCUAUUUAAACCGACCUUCUCAAACAUAUUAUUCCCCCAAAACACAAAAAAACAAAUAACAAAAGAAAGCAACAAGUUAGCAAUAACACAUUAACAUGGAGAUUGAUAAGAAACCAACCAUGGAUGACACCAAGAAGAAAAUCAAGUAUAAUGGUGUCAAAGCCAUGCCUUUUGUUAUAGGAAAUGAGACGUUUGAAAAGCUAGGGACAAUAGGAACAUCACACAAUUUGUUGGUUUAUCUAACACAAGUUUUCAACAUGAAGAGGAUGACUGCAACAAAUGUGCUUAACAUCUUCAAUGGAUCAGCCAAUUUAGCAACCCUUGUUGGUGCUUACCUUUGUGACACAUACUUUGGUCGCUAUAAGACCUUGGGUUUUGCUAGUAUCGCAUCUUUCUUGGGAAUGGUAUUCCUAACAUUAACAGCAGUAAUACCAGGUUUACACCCUCCACACUGCACAACAGCACCCGAAAACUGCACAGGACCAACAACAGGACAACUCGCAUUUCUAAUAGGAGGAUUAUCAUUCUUAAUAGUAGGAGCAGGGGGGAUCCGACCCUGUAAUCUAGCAUUCGGAGCAGAUCAAUUUGACCCGGAAACUGAAUCGGGUAAACGAGGGAUAAGCAGCUUCUUCAACUGGUACUACUUCACACUUACCUUCGCAGUCAUGAUCUCCGUUACAGUAGUGGUAUACAUUCAGAGCUCGAUAAAUUGGGGUAUUGGUCUCGCUAUACCUGCAUUUUUCAUGUUUCUUUCUUGCGCGUUGUUCUUUCUGGGGACGAAGUUGUAUGUUAUGGUGCUGCCUCAGGGGAGUCCCCUUACGAGUGUGGUGCAGGUUGCGGUGGCUGCUUUUAAGAAACGCGGGUUGGAGUUGCCGGAAAAGCCGUCUGUGAUGUUGUUUGAUUAUGUUUCUGAUCAGUCUAUCAACUCUAAGUUCCCUCAUUCUGACCAAUUCAGAUGCCUUGACAAAGCAGCUAUAGUAACAAGCGAAGACAAAAUAAACCCAGAAGGAUCAGCAACAAACCCCUGGAAACUCUGUCCCAUACAACAAAUAGAACAAGUAAAAUGCAUAACCAGAGUAUUCCCCAUCUGGAUUUCUGGAGUUGUGUACUACAUUUCCAUGGUAACCACAGGAAACUACGUCGUAUUCCAAGCCUUACAGUCCGACAGACACGUAGGAGGAAGCAAGUUCCAGAUCCCAGCCGCGUCUUACACCAUAUUCACAAUGUUAGCAAUGACAAUCUGGAUACCAAUCUAUGACAGGAUCAUAGUCCCUAAACUCAGGAAAAUGACAGGAAAAGAAAGCGGAAUUACAGUCCUUCAGAAAAUGGGGAUCGGUAUGGCUCUAAUGGUUUUUACCCUUGUUGUGUUCGGGUUAGUUGAGCACACGAGAAGGGUGUUUGCCUUAAGUAAGCCCGGUUUAGGGGUUGAUCCUCAAUCAGGGGUCAUAAUCUCAUCAAUGUCGGCGUUAUGGUUGGUGCUUCCUCUGACAUUAGCAGGAUUAUCAGAAGCGUUUACUAUGAUUGGAUUAGUUGAGUUUUACUACAAACAGUUUCCUGAGAAUAUGCGCAGUAUUGGUGGCGCGUUCUUGUUUUGUGGGAUAGCAGUGUCGAAUUACCUAGGAAGUUUUUUACAGACUGCUGUUGAUAAGAUGAGUAAAGGGUCGAAGAAUGGAAGUUGGUUGGAAGAGGACAUGAAUGAGGGAAGGCUUGAUUAUUUUUACUACCUUGUUGCUGGUUUACAGUUGCUGAAUCUUUUCUAUUUUCUGGUGUGUGCAAGAUGGUAUAGGUAUAGAGAAACUAUCGGUAGAUUAGAUGAUGAAAACGUUGAAGAAAAGAAUUCAGAACUAGCUCUUGUAUAAAAUCCUGAUCCGUCACUGGACAUUAACUAUACAAGUUUAGCUAUGUGUUAAUGUCUAAUUUCUAGCUCUUGAUCUUCUAAGCAUAGUUAUGAUGUUACUA